AUCAGUGUUGUAUUGGCCAAAAGAACCCCGCUUUGUCACUGUCUCACACACACUCCCUCUUCUUCACACUCAAAAAAAAAGAAACACAGCCCCCAAAUCCAGCAACACCAUAAAAUUUUCAUCAUGACGGAGGUAAUUUCUCUCAUGGACAUUGACGACGACAACAACAACAAGCCCAACAACAAGGGCAAAAACGUCGUCGUCCCUGGCGAAUCCAAAGCCACUCCCUGGGUCGAGAAGUACCGCCCUCAGUCCCUCGCUGACGUGGCUGCUCACCGCGACAUUGUCGAUACCAUUGAUAGGCUGACGAGCGAGAACAGAUUGCCCCAUCUUCUAUUGUAUGGACCACCUGGCACUGGUAAAACUUCGACUAUCCUUGCUGUGGCGCGCAAGCUUUAUGGAGCGCAAUUCCACAAUAUGAUUCUGGAGCUCAAUGCAUCGGACGAUAGGGGAAUUGAUGUUGUGCGACAACAAAUCCAAGAUUUUGCAAGCACUCAAAGCUUCUCAUUUGGUGCAAAGGCAUCUGUAAAGUUGAUCUUACUAGAUGAGGCUGAUGCUAUGACGAAGGAUGCACAAUUUGCCUUGCGUAGAGUGAUUGAAAAAUACACAAGGAACACUAGGUUUGCUCUUAUUUGCAAUCAUGUCAACAAGAUUAUCCCCGCACUACAGUCAAGAUGUACUCGGUUUCGUUUUGCUCCUCUUGAUUCUUUUCAUGUAACUGAGCGACUCAAACAUGUUAUAGAAGCUGAAAAGCUUGAUGUACCCGAAACUGGCUUAGCGGCACUCGUGCGACUUAGCAACGGUGAUAUGAGAAAGGCUCUGAAUAUUUUGCAGUCAACACAUAUGGCUUCUCAGCAGAUAACAGAAGAAGCUGUAUACCUGUGCACUGGAAAUCCAUUGCCCAAAGACAUUGAGCAGAUAUCAUACUGGCUUUUGAAUGAAUCUUUUACUGAGAGCUUCAAACGAAUAUCUGAAAUGAAGACAAGGAAAGGAUUGGCCUUGGUAGAUAUUGUGAGAGAGGUGACAAUGUUUGUUUUCAAGAUCAAAAUGCCAUCAGAUAUUCGAGUUCAGUUAAUUAAUGAUAUGGCUGAUAUAGAGUACAGGUUGAGUCUUGCAUGCAAUGAUAGGUUGCAACUUGGAUCGCUUAUUGCUUCUUUUACACGAGCUCGCUCUGCACUGGUUGCUGCUGCAAAUUAAUUAUGUUUUGAUCUUAUUAGGAGGUGUUGCUUUCCCAUACCAUUUCACUUUUGAGGCAUAUGGUUGUUUCAUCUCUGUGGGGGCCAAAGUUGACAGAAUCUCAAGUUGUUCAGUAUGAUUUUUUGACUCUAGAAUGGGAUGUGCUCACUUAUGUAGUCUGCAACACUUCAGUAAGAAUGUAAAGGUGUAAGUUUGCCAUUGUGCAUGACAGUCAAGAUUUCCCUCUCAACUGUUACGUGGGGGAUCUCAGCAUGUACUAUUUGAUGUAUGUCCAUUUGAGGUGCAUGAUAAUUGCUUUGCUC
Molecule: messenger RNA, 1499 nt
Organism: Quercus robur (English oak)
Lineage: Eukaryota; Viridiplantae; Streptophyta; Magnoliopsida; Fagales; Fagaceae
Product: replication factor C subunit 5
Exons: 9
Coding region: 124-1197 (357 amino acids)
Biological process (GO): DNA-templated DNA replication; DNA repair
Cellular component (GO): DNA replication factor C complex; nucleus
Molecular function (GO): DNA clamp loader activity; DNA binding; ATP binding
Source: RefSeq, a predicted model, not a curated record